AAGUCAAACAAAUAUUGGAAUUUAAACUGUUUCAGAGACGUGGGAAAAAUAUUAGCAGUAGCGGUAACGAUGCUAUUUAUGGUCAAAAUCUGUGCCGCUGUCUUGGGGUGCGACUGCGGAGGAGCGAUCACCAAUAUUACAACAUUAUCAUUGUUGGACACUAAGGAUCAUGACGCACCUACCGAAACGCCGAAUUCUAUAAUGGCAUCACACGUGUCCGUCGUCCAGAACGGGAAAAGAGUAUAUAUGUUGGACAUGUCCUGGGAAUCGUAUAAGGCCGUGUUAAACACAGCAAUCUUAGGCAUAACUUCCACACUUCAAAUAUCGGGGUUAAAUAUCAACACUACAGAACAUCGAAUUGAUACGUUGACAGGAUCUAUAUUCACGGUUGGCCGGAUUUAUUUGUACUGGAACGCAAUACGCCGUCCCAUAUGGCACUUUGGACGACAUAGUAAUGCAAGGAUCUUUGAUGAUCAACCUAGAAGAAUACUUUGCACGGUAAAAAUCAAUGAUAAUGACGUAAUUCUCCGACAAGGAACUAAAUGCGCCUUCAUGGAAGGUACUUGUAUCACAGAUGAGAAGGGUAAUGCAUUCUGGAAAACUGAUUCAGCCUGUAACUUCGAGCAUUUCAAUGUGCUAUAUGAGGGCUUAGCAACAAAAUUGACAGUUUUAAGAAAGGCAGAAGUAUUCUAUACGUUGACUACGCAUGACGUCAAGCUCGCACUAGAAAUUAUUUAUGCGGUUACACAUUAUUAAAAAGUAAACAUCCAAAAUUGUUUAUAUUGAAAACACGUAAAAGCCGAACAUAUGCAUCAAAAAUAAAACUUUUAGUUGAGGAACUUGAUGUUUUGUUUACGUGAAAUCAAAAUUUUUUUCCUAGAAAAGACAAUGAAGGACCAGAUGACCG
Messenger RNA from Vespa crabro (European hornet), 907 nucleotides. RefSeq lists its product as uncharacterized. Bases 70 to 756 code for a protein of 228 amino acids. The record is from RefSeq and is a predicted model, not a curated record. Lineage: Eukaryota; Metazoa; Arthropoda; Insecta; Hymenoptera; Vespidae. The transcript has 2 exons.